CCUCCCGGCCUCGGCCUCGGGCCCCCGCGUCCCCGCGCGCUCACAGCGGCCGGCCAUGGGCUGCGACGGGCGCGUGGCGGGGCUGCUCCGCCGCCACCUGCAGCCCACGCUCACCUACUGGAGCGUGUUCUUCAGCUUCGGCCUGUGCAUCGCCUUCCUGGGGCCCACGCUGCUGGACCUGCGCUGCCAGACGCACAGCUCGCUGCCCCAGAUCUCCUGGGUCUUCUUCUCGCAGCAGCUCUGCCUCCUGCUGGGCAGCGCCCUCGGGGGCGUCUUCAAGCGAACCCUGGCGCAGUCGCUGUGGGUGCUCUUCACCGCUUCGCUGGCCAUCUCCGUGGUGUUCGCCGUCAUCCCCUUGUGCCACAACGUGAAGGUGCUGGCCUCGGUCAUGGCGCUGGCGGGCCUGGCCAUGGGCUGCAUCGACACCGUGGCCAACAUGCAGCUGGUGAGGAUCUACCAGAAGGACUCGGCCAUCUUCCUGCAGGUUCUCCAUUUCUUCGUGGGCUUUGGCGCCCUGCUGAGUCCUCUCAUCGCCGACCCCUUCCUGUCGGAGGCCAGCUGCUUGCCGGCCAACGGCACUGCUAACGCCACAGCCAACGCCACAACUGGGGCCCGCAUGCUUCAUGUCUCCGGGACCCAGCACCACACCCCUCUGGCCAACCCGACGCUGCCCCCCAGGACGCCCCCCCAGAGCGGGGCAGGGACCCGUGUGUCCUACGCCUUCUGGAUCAUGGCCUUGAUCAACCUCCCGGUGCCCUUGGCUGUGCUGUUCCUGCUGUCCAAAGAGAGGCUACUGACCUGCCCCCAGCGCCGGCCCCUGCUCCUGUCGGCGGACGAGCUGGCCCUGGAGACGCGGCCUCCGGAGCAGGAAGACGCCUCCUCCUCCUCCACCUCCUCCUCACUGCCCCCCAAGUUUCAGCCACACCCAGACCUGCUCGCCUGCUGCUGGCGGCGGAACUGCCGAGGGGCCCCUUGCUCCUUCUUUGCCAUCCACAUCUCGGCGGCCCUGGUGCUGUUCAUGACGGAUGGCAUCACGGGGGCCUACUCGGCCUUCGUAUACAGCUACGCCGUGGAGAAGCCGCUGUCUGUGGGCCACAAGUCGGCCGGCUACCUGCCCAGCCUCUUCUGGGGCUUCAUCACCCUGGGCCGCCUGGUCUCCAUCCCCAUCUCCUCCAGGGUGAGACCCGCCAGCAUGGUCUUCGUCAACGUGGUCGGUGUGGUGGUGACGUUCCUGAUGCUCCUUGUUUUCUCCUACAAUGUCGCCUUCCUGUUCGUGGGGACGGCCAGCCUGGGCCUGUUCCUCAGCAGCACCUUCCCCAGCAUGCUGGCCUACACCGAGGACAUUCUGCAGUACCGAGGCUGUGCUACCACCGUGCUGGUGACGGGGGCAGGAAUCGGCGAGAUGACCCUGCAGAUGCUGGUUGGUUCGGUCUUCCAGGCCCGGGGCAGCUAUAGUUUCCUGGUCUGCGGCGUGAUCUUUGCUAGCCUGGCCUUUACCUUCUAUGUCUUGCUCCUGUUUUUCCACAGGAUGUACUCUGGGCUCUCAUCAGCUCCUACUCCAGACAAGCCUCUUGGAAUGGAAAACUUGGAGUUCUACCAGAGGUAAAACCAGGCCAAGGAGGCCCACGAAGACUCCAGGCUCUCGCACACCAGCACAGACCAAAGGGUUCAAGCCUGCCGCGCGUGGGAGCAGAUGGAG
Molecule: messenger RNA, 1699 nt
Organism: Sorex fumeus (smoky shrew)
Lineage: Eukaryota; Metazoa; Chordata; Mammalia; Eulipotyphla; Soricidae
Gene: SLC60A1
Product: major facilitator superfamily domain containing 4A
Exons: 10
Coding region: 56-1606 (516 amino acids)
Biological process (GO): transmembrane transport
Source: RefSeq, a predicted model, not a curated record